Mizuhopecten yessoensis (Yesso scallop) is the source of this 2713-nucleotide messenger RNA. Its product is annotated as carotenoid isomerooxygenase-like. Gene Ontology annotation, biological process: retinal metabolic process; carotene catabolic process. NCBI's taxonomy places the organism in Eukaryota, Metazoa, Mollusca, Bivalvia, Pectinida, Pectinidae. The record is from RefSeq and is a predicted model, not a curated record. Gene Ontology annotation, molecular function: carotenoid dioxygenase activity; beta-carotene 15,15'-dioxygenase activity. The transcript is spliced from 2 exons. The coding region runs from base 195 to 1829 and encodes 544 amino acids.
CAUAACGACUGAUAACGGUGACCUUAUGCAAUCCAGACUUCUUAUAUAAGCCCACUGUUCCCGUCGACAAUUUAGUCCAACCAAGCAAUCAAUAUUUUCUAGGUUAAAUAAGAUUACGCCAGACAUUGUUUACCGAGGCUGACGCGAAGCUGGACACAUCCACCGAUUCAGUCAAAGCAACGCAGGGCGUAAACAUGCAUUUGAAAAUGGCUUUUCGAUUUUUCUUGAAUUUCGCGAUAGUCGUUCCGAUCUUAAUGUCAAUGUCGGCGCCAGACUUCGCUUUAGAUCUUGAACCUGGAUUUGACGUUUUCUUCAAGACGAAUCUCGAUGAGAUGGAGAAUGUACCAAUCUAUUUUGAUAAACCAAUCCCAAAAUGGCUCCAAGGAACACUGAUAAGAAAUGGCCUCGGCAGAUUUGAAGUCGGACAUCGAAACUUCACGCAUUCGUUCGACGCUUUUGGAAAACUAAGCAGUUGGGUGUUUCCAGGAAACGGAUCAGCAUUUUUCUCUACAAAGUAUAUCCAGUCCGAAUUCUACAAGGAGUCGGUGGAUAAAAAUGACAUUGCAAGUUAUCUAAUGUUUGAAAGUGUUGUUCCAAAAUUUAACGAAUUUCAAAAGUUAGAGGCUCUGGCGAGAGGAAUUGACAACAUGAACGUUAAUGUGUAUAAGUUUACUGACCAAGAUCACGAUAACAUAAGCCAGUACGUCGUUUUAAAUGACUUCUGGAAACUCUACCAGAUCGAGCCUUCGUCCCUUACUACAAUGCAAUCUGUAACAGCUGCUGUUCCGAGUGGAAAACAUUCAGGAGGAUUCGCAUUUCUGAGCUUCUUGUCGUCUGCUCACCCUCUUCCAGAAAGCGGAACGUUGAACCAUUUCACCUUUGUUUCCAGUGUUAGUAUAAUCCCUGGCAUCAAAAGUAAGAUCAGUCUUAUCCGGGUAAAAUCGACAACAGUGCGAGAGGCAGUCGCCGAGUGGGACGUCGACAAGGUACCGUACAUGCACUCAUUUUCGGUGACGCCGAAUUACGUCAUCAUUUUUGCUGCUCCUUUUUAUGUCAACGUUGAAAAGAUCUUGCGCACUGCCGAACCAUUUGACAGCCUGGAUUGGUUCGAUGAUCAAGAUACAACAGUGUACGUCAUACACAUCAAAACAGGACACGUACAAACAAUGACCAUCCAAAAUGUGUUUACCAUGCAUCAUAUAAACGCGUUCGAAAGAAACGAUUCCAAAAUUGUCGUUGAUAUAUCCGCCUACCCAAGCCCUGCUUUCGUCAAAAAUCUCGAAAUCGCCAUUUUACGAGACGUUGUAAAGCGGAACAAUUUUGACGCUCACGCUAUUGUGAAACGUUACGUCAUAGAUCUGGAAAAUAACAAUGCAACUAUGAUAACCUUCGAAACAAACGAAUCCAACGGCAUCAGGUGUGCUCACAAGCUUGAUAUGCCAACCAUUAACGAGAAUUACCGUUAUAAGGACUACUGUUUCGUGUACGGUGUUGUACUGAAAUGGGAUGACGUCCGUCUUAGUCGAAUCGCCAUUGUUAAGAAAGACUUAUGUGGACAAAACAGAGACCGUAUGUGGUUCGUGCCUAAUCAUUAUCCGACAGAGGCAUGGUUUGUUCCCUUCCCGUCAUACAAAGCGAAGAACGAAGAUGACGGCUAUCUCUUAGUUCCAGUUUUAGACGGCACCAAGAAAAAUACUUAUCUGGCUUUCAUCGACGCACGGACAAUGACUACUACUCAUCGCGCUUAUCUUCCCACGCCUGUCCCAUUUAGUCUUCAUGGACGAUUUUUCCCUGAACUAGUCGACGUCCCGAAUAAAACAAAAUUCUAGUAGCACCAUGAUAUGUACAAAGAGCGUUGAAACAUGUAUAUAUGCCGGAUAGCUACUAAUACCACUUACCUUUAUAUACAUUGGAUGUCCUGACAUACAUUAUUUUCGCUUGAAUACGACAACAGUAGAUCAUGAAUAUAUUUAAGUUAAUUUUAUGCGCUUAUAAAAUAAGUACAUAUCUAUUGUUACCCUCCGCGGUUUUGAUGAUUCAUAGGCUCUUAUUGUGAAUUAAAAUCCCCCUCCCCCUAGAAUGAUAAUGCUCACCUAGAUAAAUCACAAAUUCAUAAAGACAGAUAAUUCACAAUCUCAUUAAAAGAAUUCACGUUUAUCUAGAUGAUUUACACGCCCAUCCAAAGAAUUCAUAUGUUAAGUUUGUCAAGAAAUUUCACGUGUUCAUUUAAAAAAACGCUUCAGAGAGAAAACUCAUCCUCAUCUAUAUAACUCAGUUGUUGAUCUCUCUAGCGUUUACUUUCAUUUUCACUCAACAGUUAAUUUGUAACAUGGAACACUGUUAUUGAUAUAUUUUGUUCACCCUUAGAAAGCUCCGCUGAGUAUUGGCUUCUUUUCAAGAUUGAGCUAUAGAUGUGCUGCAAAACAUGUUCUAAUGAAUAGUUACAGUUUCUGGAAGUGGUACGGGGAUCCUUAAGGUGUAGUUACAGUUUCUGGAAGUGGUACGGGGAUCCUUAAACUUUGUAUUGAAUACAUACUGUAGCAGUUGCUUGUAUAUUUUAUAAUUAAUCAUGAACAAGAUAAUAUAUCACCUUAUGUAACAACAUUUUAUAAAUAAAACUAGUUUUGUAUAUCAUUUCUGUGCCAUUGUUUAUCCCAAUUUAUUGUUUGUAUUUAUCAUCAAGUAAGAGAUUUUCGAAUAUUUUGGUAGAUGC